AUGCUGGGGAAACGACAUGUGAAUUCCUCUUCAAGCACAAGUGGUAGUUCUACUUUUGAUGGCAAAUCAAUAUCCACGAAAGAUAACCUGAAGGAAGAUUGUAUAGAAGAUGGCAUAAAUCCACUCAAGGUAUUGGCACAUGGUGGAACUAUUUUAAAUAGUCUCUUUGUAAGGACAGAAGGAGAAGGAGUUCAAUAUAUUGUUUCCGAAGGUGUCCAUUCCAAAGCUAAAGUGGUUGUGAAGCGAGUUGAGAGAUGUGAUGAGAUUCUACAAGAGUUCUCAAACCAGCGUCUAUCUUCUGAAGACUCUAUACAUGUUCUUCGCGUGAUCGAUUACAUGCAUGACACUGAAUUCUCCUAUCUUCGGGUUGUGUACAUUAGAGAAUGUGGUGAAGAUAAAAACUGGGCAAAGCAAAGAACCUAUAGAUUUGGAUAUGAAGGAUGUGUUGAAGGCACCCUGGGGCCAGUGUUUGUCAGAGUUGAAAGGAGAAUUAUGAUUGAGAUAAUCAAUAGAAUAGCUGAUAUUCAUAGGAAGAAGGUUAUUCAUCGGAGUUUGCAGCCAGAUUCUAUUAGAUUGGUGGUUCGUGAUCCAAAUAAUUAUGUUGUUGCAAUAGAAUGA
Molecule: messenger RNA, 618 nt
Organism: Arabis nemorensis
Lineage: Eukaryota; Viridiplantae; Streptophyta; Magnoliopsida; Brassicales; Brassicaceae
Source: the annotation of a GenBank genome assembly